Tinamus guttatus (white-throated tinamou) is the source of this 647-nucleotide messenger RNA. The record is from RefSeq and is a predicted model, not a curated record. Lineage: Eukaryota; Metazoa; Chordata; Aves; Tinamiformes; Tinamidae.
CGCGGGCGCUGGGGACAGGUCAGCCAGGCCUUCGCCAGCCUCCUCGAUCUCACACCGACCAUUUUGGACUGGUUCUCCAUCCCCUACCCGACUUACAGCAUCUUUGGCAGAAAGAAAGUGCAGCUCACUGGAAAAUCGCUCCUGCCAGCGCUGGAGCUGGAGCAGCCCUGGGCCACAGCCUUCAGCAGCCAGAGCCACCACGAGGUCACCAUGUACUACCCCAUGCGGGCCAUCCAGCACCAGCAGUUCCGCCUCAUCCACAACCUCAACUACAAGAUGCCCUUCCCCAUCGACCAGGACUUCUACGUCUCGCCCACUUUCCAAGACCUGCUCAACCGGACCAGGGCCGGGCAGCCAACCCACUGGAACAAGACCCUGCACGAGUACUACUACAGGCAGCGCUGGGAGCUGUUCGACGGCAGCCGCGACCCCGGCGAGACGCAGAACCUGGCCGCGGAGCCCCGCUACGCCGCCGUCUUCGAGCAGCUCCGCGCGCAGCUCUUGAAGUGGCAGUGGGACACGGGGGACCCGUGGGUGUGCGCCCCGGACGCUGUCCUGGAGGAGAAACUGAGCCCCCAGUGCCAGCCGCUGCACAACGAGCUGUGACCGUGCCUUCGCCUCGCUGUCCCCGUGCUGCAGGGCGAUGC